This is a messenger RNA of Ipomoea triloba (trilobed morning glory), 2624 nucleotides long. Its product is annotated as pentatricopeptide repeat-containing protein At5g46460, mitochondrial. Gene Ontology annotation, biological process: RNA modification. The transcript has a single exon. NCBI's taxonomy places the organism in Eukaryota, Viridiplantae, Streptophyta, Magnoliopsida, Solanales, Convolvulaceae. Gene Ontology annotation, molecular function: RNA binding; protein binding; zinc ion binding. The coding region runs from base 1 to 2109 and encodes 702 amino acids. The record is from RefSeq and is a predicted model, not a curated record.
AUGCAAAUAUUUCCCGUUUUGAUUAAAGAAUUCAAAUUUCGACCCUUAUACUUCGCCAUUCCAACCCUCUCAAGAUCGCUCACUUCUGAUGCAAAGCACUCAAAUGCAGUCCCUCGCACUUGCUAUUCAAUCCUCGUUAACUUUCUCUUGAACCGAAAAAUAGAUGAAGCCGAAAGGCUUUUCGGCAAAAUCCCGUCUCCCAGCAUUUACCUGUGCACCAAAAUGAUUGGUGGGUAUGCAGAAAACGGGAGACUGAAUGACGCACUGAAUCUGUUCGAUAGAAUGCCGGUGAAGGACGUAGUCAUGUGGAAUUCCAUUAUCAAAGGGUGCGUAGAAUGCGGGAAUGUGGAGAUGGGCAUGAAGCUGCUCGAUGAAAUGUCUGAGAGAAAUGCUGUUUCGUACACGACUGUGAUCAAUGGGUUGUUGAGGUUUGGGAGGGUCGAGAAGGCGGAAGGUCUGUUUCGGGAGAUGCCAGAGAAGGAUGUAGCAGCCUGGAAUGCAAUGCUGUAUGGGUAUUUUGAGAACGACAGAGUGGAGGAGGCGCUGAGGUUGUUUGAGAUGAUGCCAAGAAGGAAUGUGAUUUCUUGGACAUCCAUGGUUAGCGGACUUGACCAGCAUGGAAUGAGUGAGGAGGCCUUGGUGACCUUUAGGAAGAUGUUGGGGUUUGGAAUUAAACCAAACUCAAAUACUUUUGCAUCUGCUAUAACUGCUUGUGCUACCAUGGAGGAUCUUGUUUUAGGGAGUGAAAUUCAUGGCACCUCCCUGAAGGCUGGUUUUGGUUUUGAUGCAUAUGUUGCUGCUUCACUCAUCACAUUUUAUGCCAAUUGCAUGAAAAUUGAUGAUUCUUGGCGGGUUUUUAACGAAAAAAUGCACAUGAAUGUAGUGGUAUGGACAUCUCUACUAACAGGCUAUGGUUUGAAUCAUAAGCAUGAGGAUGCAUUGACUCUUUUUGCAGAUAUGAUCAGAAUUGGGGUAUGCCCUAACCAGUCUUCCUUCACCAGUGCCUUGAACUCGUCCUCUGAAGUCGAGUCUGUUGAUCUAGGGAAAGAGAUCCAUGGUGUGGCAGUCAAACUAGGUUUCAAUACUGACGCCUAUGUGGGUAACUCCCUAGUCGUGUUGUACUCGAAAUGUGGAAAUAUGGAUGAUGGACUACUUAUAUUCAAGGAAAUAGCAGAAAAGAACACAGUCUCCUGGAACUCGGUUAUAGUUGGAUGUGCACAGCACGGGCAUGGCAAAUGGUCACUUGCAUUAUUUGCCCAAAUGGUAAGAACGGGUGUUGGCAUUGAUGAUAUCACCUUCACCGGGUUGCUUUCUGCCUGUAGCCAUUCUGGUAUGUUGCAUAAAGGAAGAAUGCUAUUUCAUUAUCUUUGUGAGAACAUGUCGAUGCAGAUGAAGAUUGAGCAUUAUGCGUGCAUGGCGGAUAUCUUAUGCCGGGGUGGGAAAUUAGAUGAAGCAGAGAAUUUAGUGAAAACCAUGAUGCCUAUGAAGCCAAAUCUUUCAAUUUGGCUAGCCCUGCUUAGUGGCUGCAGGAAACAUUCUAACAUAGAAAUAGCCGAAAGAGCUGCAGAAAACAUUUUUCGUCUCGAUCCAAACUGCAGUGCAGCUUAUGUUCUGUUGUCCAAUAUGUAUGCUGCUACGAGUAGGUGGAAUGAUGUUGCAAGGAUUAGAGUGAAGAUGAAGAGAAGAGGGAACAUAAAACAACCGGGAUGCAGUUGGGUAAAUCUAAAGGGAACCCGGCAUGAAUUUGUUUCUGGUGACAGGUCCCAUCCUCUGUGUGAUCAGAUAUAUGAAAAACUUGAGUGGUUGGGAAAGAAAUUAAAGGAAAUAGGUUAUGUCUCCGAUCAAAGAUUUGCAUUGCACGACGUCGAGGAUGAACAGAAGGAAGCCAUGUUGUCACAUCAUAGUGAGAGGCUUGCUAUUUGCUUUGCACUAAUUACUACUGUGGAGGGCAGCACCAUUAUAGUUAUGAAGAAUCUAAGAGUUUGUGGAGACUGCCACUCUGCCAUCAAACUUAUAAGCAAAAUCGUUUGCCGUGAGAUUGUAUUGAGAGAUUCAACCCGUUUUCAUCACUUUAGGGAUGGGUUUUGCUCUUGCUCAGAUUAUUGGUAGAAUUGCAAAAGAUGACCUUUUAGCAGAGCCAACUACAUUUCUGCAUCUACCAUGCAUCCUGUUUCCAGGCAAGAUCAUCUGAUACUGUGGGUUUGAAUAGCCUAAUUGGGCGGAGGCCGGUGAAAAGCCAAGCCCAACACCGGUGAGGUUGGGGUGGCCGAGAGAACUGUUGGGUGGAGAUCGGUGAAAGGUCAAGUCUAACACUAUGUCUCUCGAAGCUUUUGACCUAAUGGUAACUGGUAAAUGUUUGAUCCUAAGGACCUAAGCAACCUCAAGCAUCAACAAAGCUCAAGAUUCCAUUGUACUGCCCACAAUUGGAUGGACAUAGAAAUCAACGAAAGCAAAGAAAUAUUUAUUAGCAAUUAGUAUAGUAAAUGGAUGGAGUUUACUGUUUCCUUAUUUGGCUUAGAACUUAGUUCUCUUCAAAAUAGAUAUGGCAGAAAUUAAAUGAGGGAGAUGAAUUUUGAUUAAACAUAUAUACACAUGGUUAUUAAUAACAUUUUAUUGUUAAUAUA